Molecule: messenger RNA, 4118 nt
Organism: Chroicocephalus ridibundus (black-headed gull)
Lineage: Eukaryota; Metazoa; Chordata; Aves; Charadriiformes; Laridae
Gene: SLC35B4
Product: solute carrier family 35 member B4
Exons: 10
Coding region: 161-1156 (331 amino acids)
Biological process (GO): transmembrane transport
Cellular component (GO): endoplasmic reticulum membrane; Golgi membrane
Molecular function (GO): UDP-N-acetylglucosamine transmembrane transporter activity; UDP-xylose transmembrane transporter activity
Source: RefSeq, a predicted model, not a curated record
CUGCCGCGGUGUCGGCGAAGGAGCGGCGGGCGGGGAGCGAACUACCGGCGGCCGGGAGGAAGCGGGGGCGGCGGGGGCCGGGGCCGGGAGCGGGGCAGGAGCCCGGGAGCGGGAUGCGGUGGCGGCCCGGGAGGCCGCCUCGCUGCUUGGUGGCGAUACAAUGCACCCGGCCGUGGCGGUAGGACUGGUGUUCGGCGGCUGCUGCAGCAACGUGGUGUUCCUGGAGCUGCUGGCCAGGCAGUUUCCAGGAUGUGGGAACAUAGUGACAUUCUCCCAGUUCCUGUUUAUUGCGGUGGAAGGCUUUAUAUUCGAAACCAACUUUGGGAGGAAGAAGCCGGCCAUACCAAUAAGGUACUAUUUCAUCAUGGUGGCCAUGUUCUUCACUGUCAGUGUCGUCAACAACUAUGCCCUGAACUUAAAUAUCGCCAUGCCGUUGCACAUGAUCUUCAGAUCAGGCUCUCUCAUAGCAAGCAUGGCUCUAGGUAUCAUAAUUUUGAAGAAAAGAUACAGCGUAUAUAAAUACACGUCCAUAGCCCUGGUGUCGCUGGGGAUCUUUACCUGCACUUUCAUGUCUGCAAAGCAAGUGGCAUCUGACUCCAGCUUAAAUGAAGACGACGGACCCCAAGUUUUCUUGUGGUGGCUGCUAGGUAUUGCUGCACUCACCUUCGCCCUCCUCAUGUCUGCCAGGAUGGGGAUUUUCCAGGAGAUGCUAUACAAGCAGUUUGGGAAGCACUCCAAAGAAGCCCUUUUUUACAACCAUGCGUUACCACUCCCUGGCUUUCUCCUCCUGGCCCCAAACAUCUACCACCAUGCAGUCCUCUUCAGCCAGACCGAGCCGUUCCAGAUCCCAGUGAUCGGGCUGACCCUGCCAAUCAUGUGGUUCUACCUCCUCAUGAACGUCGUCACUCAAUACGUCUGCAUCCGCGGCGUCUUCAUCCUCACCACGGAGUGCACCUCCCUCACCGUCACGCUGGUGGUGACGCUGCGCAAGUUCGUCAGCCUCAUCUUCUCCAUCCUCUACUUUCGCAACCCCUUCACGGCCUGGCACUGGCUGGGCACCACCUUCGUCUUCGUGGGGACUCUCAUGUACACGGAGGUGUGGAACAGCCUCGGGCCCUUCCUGGCCCGCUGGAGGAAGAGGCCAAAGGAGGAGUAACAGCCGGGGACUCUCUGCAGGGACCUUUUUAUUGUUUUAUAGAGCAGAGCAGCAGGGAAUCCCCCAGAGGGGGUUGUUUUUAUAACACGGGGGAGGUGCUGGCUGUGCCAAGCUCCUGGGAAAUGUGAAGCCUCCGCUGGGAACCUACCUGACAUGGAUUAUGGAGAGAUGAUGCGGUUAUUUUUGCAAGGUUGCAUUUUUUUUAUGCAGCCCCUUUUGCUUCCAACCUCCCCCCCUGUUCUUUGGUUGUUUUGUUUUUUGUUUGAAUAACCCUUUUUAAGUAACGGAAAAGCUGACCCACUUCUCUGUUAGGAGCCCAACCUUGUUGUGGUGCUGUUGUCCACUCCUCCUGGCUUUAAGGAGCUGGACCCCGAGCCUGUUUGGUGCCAUCCUUUAAUGUCCAGGUGGCCGUAACGGUUGGCUGACACCCGGGGAACUGCUGUUUGUGCAGCAGGUUGUUAGUUACACUGGAAAUGCCUGGCCUGGCUGUUAACCCGAGUCCUUGUUGUGUGAUCCUACCACCUGCGCUGGGAAGACAUUGGACAUGCCAGUAGCUACCACCUUCAGCUUUCCAGUCUGCCCAGUAGACCUUCCACUGGGGGAAUGGCUCAGGGGGCUGAUCCUCAAGCCACCGAGCCCCCGUCACUAGUAGCAAGACCUAGUUGGGAGCCUGAGGAAACCAAAAAGGGGUGAUGCUAAGGGGACAGAAAGUGCCAGUGUGUCACCUUCACAGCCUUCUCAGGGAGACGGUGAAGUGCUGCUGGGACUUUGCUGCAUCCCCAGAUGUUGUCCUGAUGCUUCACCAGCCGGAGGGUAUCAUGGGUUCCACCUGCUUUGGUUAGAUCCUCAGUGCAGGUCACUUUUCAGUCGCUUCCUACUUUUUCCCUCAUUACGAGCGUGUUCCGUGGGCUUCGUUACCAGCAGUCAGCUGCAACGAGCUGUGCUGAGCCCCCAACGCGCCCCCCGGAUCCGGCCCAACGUCAGGGUUCAAAUGAUGCCAAGAAACUUAAGAAGGGCCAGUACAGCUGAGCUUACUUCUGCUGCUGGGGGGAACUGGUUUUACUGUCCCUUCACCCAGUUCUUCUUCCACCCCUUGGGCAUCAGCUUCGCUCGUGGCGUUUCUGGGCAUCAGCUUCACCCAUGGUGUUUCUGGGCAUCAGCAUCCACCUGGUGUCUCUUAGUGUCACCCCUCAGCUGGGGCAGGAGUGACCUUCAAGAGCUUUGGGUGUGUGUCCCCAUGCAUGCCGGCAAUGUGCGUCCCAGCAAGGUGAGGAGCAGCAGCCGCAGGUCUUGUAGGAGCUGCUGGGCGGUGGGCAGAGCAGGGGUUAGCGCCCGGCCUGGUCUGGGUCUCGGAGCAGUGGGGAGCACUGGUUUGUGCUCCCUCAAUUUUCUUGGAGCGCCUUGUCCUCAUCAUCUAUGAUGAUUCUAUGAUCUAAGAAUCAUCGUGACGCUGUCCCUGCUCAGCUGUGGUAAUUAGGGCAUCCAGCAACGUUGACCUGAUUCACACCAAGCUUGGCCAAGUAAGGACUAUACUCCGUUAUUCCUCCGCCCACGUUAAACCCGCGCUUGUGGUGGGUUAAUCCCGACUGGGGUUAAGCAGGACACGGCUGCCCACUCGCUGUCCCCCGCAGUGAGGAACAGGAAAAGCAAACCCAAGAAAACUUGUGAGUAGAGAGAAAAGACCAUUUAAUAAGCCAAAGAAAGAGGAAAGGGGGGGAAAACCCCCCCAAGUGAUGCAAUGGUGACCCCUCACCACCUCCCACCGUUAGACGUACGCGUGCGCAGCCAGUCCCCGAGCAACGGCCACCUUCCCAAAAAAACCCUCUCCGUUUUUAUUGCUGAUUUUUAUCCGAGUCAGUUAUCCCGGCUGUGCCCCUUCCCAGCUUCUUGCCCACCCGUGGCCUCAUCACUGGUGGGAGGCAGAGUGGGAAGCUGUGGAAGCGCUGGAAUGCCGGGUGUGUCUUUAAUACUGUUUUAGCCACGAAUCCAAAGCUGCUGUGGAAAAGGUGAACUCCAUCCCAACCAGACCUGACGGGACCCGCAGCUCCCUCCUUCCUGAGAACCUGAAGGGUUUUCCCUACUGGUUUGGAUUUUUCCUGAGCCUGAUAAACCUCUUGUAUUUGGAGUGUCAGAGGUGGGAUGUUUCCAAGGAUUUUGUAGAUGGGGAGUUUCCCACCAGCUGCCCCAGCACAGGUCAGCUCUCGCUUCCAGCUCUUUGCACGGGCUCCAGGAAGGACCCAGAGAAAGGCAAAACCUUUAUCCCUCAUCUUGAUCUUCAAAGCUAUUUACAGGGAGCUUCAGCUGAGACCGCGAGGGAGAGGAAGGCAACACAAAGUCAGCGUGAGAGCACCGGGGCCAGGGAGUAACUGCUGGGGUUCAUCAAAGCUUUUGUGUCGCCGAAAUUGCACGUUGUCUCCGGUUUCCAUGCGAUGCCGGGAGGUUGGGGGAGAUUUGGGUUUCUCUUCUUUUGACCGCGUGCUGUACUUGGUCUUCACUCAAACCGGGUGUCAACGAUGGGUUAUUCUUUGUUGUCGUCGGGGGUAUUUUUUUUUUUUUUUAUUUUAUUUUACAGCGUGAUCUGUGUGUUUCUGAAUAUUUAUAAUUGUUACAGGGUGGCAGAAGUGGCAGCGAUUCCCUUCCUGCUGUAGGAGAGCUUGCCCCGUUGGGAGCUGGAGGAAAGGUCCAUGCAGAAGGGCCCCGUUAGCCAAAAAACUGGUAUUCGAGUCCAGGGCUCCCCCCCUCCCCGAAUGGGGCUACUUGGUUUGGUUUUAAUGUUUGCUAUAGCGAUAAUAGCACAUAUUUUUUUAGCAGAGGCUGGAAAAGUGGGCGAGCCAAAAUCCUUUUUGAUCAGUGUUCCGGAUUUGCAGAGCUUUUGGGUUGGCUGGUUAGGUUUAGGGUGGUAUUUUUGUUGUUUGUUUGUUUGUUUUUUUAAACAAAAUAAAUAUAUAUCCUCUUCAAAGUA